This is a messenger RNA of Lemur catta (Ring-tailed lemur), 1778 nucleotides long. It is a transcript of the gene ZFP36, whose product is annotated as ZFP36 ring finger protein. Lineage: Eukaryota; Metazoa; Chordata; Mammalia; Primates; Lemuridae. Gene Ontology annotation, molecular function: metal ion binding; mRNA binding. The coding region runs from base 64 to 1053 and encodes 329 amino acids. The transcript is spliced from 2 exons. The record is from RefSeq and is a predicted model, not a curated record.
AGCGGGCUCUCGCCGCCAGCCGCAGCCUGGUUUCAGCGCUCCCAAGUUUCGGCCGAGUCCCUCAUGGCCACCCGCGCCGCCAUGGAUCUCUCUGCCAUCUACGAGAGUCUCCUGUCGCUGAGUCCUGACAUGCCAUCCGACCACGGAGGGACUGAGUCCAGCUCAGGCUGGGGCCCCUCGGGACUCUGGAGCCUGAGCUCAUCGGACUCCAGCCCGUCUGGGGUCACCUCCCGCCUGCCUGGCCGCUCCACCAGCCUGGUGGAGGGCCGCAGCUGUAGCUGGGUGCCCCCACCUCCUGGCUUCGCACCUCUGGCUCCCCGCUCGGGCUCCGAGCUGUCGCCCUCGCCCACCUCACCUACCGCGACCCCCACGGCUUCCUCCCGCUACAAGACUGAGCUAUGUCGGACCUUCUCAGAGAGCGGGCGCUGCCGCUACGGGGCCAAGUGCCAGUUUGCCCAUGGCCUGGGUGAGCUGCGCCAGGCCAAUCGCCACCCGAAGUACAAGACGGAACUCUGCCACAAGUUCUACCUCCAGGGCCGCUGCCCCUAUGGCUCACGCUGCCACUUCAUCCACAACCCCAGCGAGGACCUGGCCGCCCCGGGCCAACCCCAUGUGCUUCGCCAGAGCAUCAGCUUCUCUGGCCUGCCCUCAGGCCGCCGAACCUCGCCACCACCAACCGGCCUGGCAGGCUCUUCCCUGUCCUUCUCGCCCUCCAGCUCCCCACCACCACCUGGGGAGCUUCCACUUUCACCCUCUGCCUUCUCUGCUGCCCCUGGGACCCCUGUGGCACGAAGAGACCCCACCCCAGCCUGUUGUCCCUCCUGCCGAAGGGCCACUCCUAUCAGCAUCUGGGGGCCCUUGGGUGGCCUGGCUCGGAGCCCCUCUACACAGUCCCUGGGAUCUGACCCCGAUGAAUAUGCCAGCAGCGGCAGCAGCCUGGGGGGAUCUGACUCGCCUGUCUUUGAGGCAGGGGUUUUUGGGCCACCCCAGCCACCUGCACCUGCAGUCCCCCGGAGACUCCCCAUCUUCAAUCGCAUCUCGGUUUCUGAGUGACAAGUGCCUGCCCAGUGCAGAUCAGCUGGAUCUUUAGGGGAGCCACUUCUUUUGUGCCCUGGGCUCCACAUGGGCCCCAGGGCUGUGGGGACCGGGGGAACUCUUAAUUAAGUAGUCCCCCCUUCCAAAAUGCAUUAACCUAUUCCCCCUGACCCCACGCUGGGGCAGGUCCUCAGUGUGCAAGCUCAGUGUUCAUGGUGUUGGGGGAUGGAGUAUUUUCUGGGGUUCUUUUUAAAAAAAAAAAAUGUAGCAUAUUUGAGGGGGGCAGUGAGCCCUCCCUUCCCAUCUCUCCCCUACCCAAAUCUGUCUCCUGGGAUCUUAGACGUGCUGUGAAUAAUAGGCCCUCUCUGCCCCCUCCCAACUUUUUCUAGACUUGAGGUUCUAGUGCCUGGUGGUGACUGGAACCUCCCCUGAGGGGGAAUCCUGGUGCUCAUAUUUCCCUCCAAAAGCAAGUAGCCAAAGCCAUUGCCAAACCCCUCCUCCAAAUCAACGGGCCCUUUAUUUAUGACUUUAUUUAUUCUAAUAAGAUUUUAUAGUAUUUAUAUAUAUUGGGUUGUCUGCUUCCCUUGUAUUUUACUUCCUCUUUUUUGUAAUGUUGGAAACGAUGGCAUAAUUAUUGUAAGUAUACUAUAAUAAUAAUAUAUUAAGUAAUAUAUAUUGUUACCUUAAAUGUUUAUUUUUGUGGCUUUUUUGGAAUUUUUAAAUAAAAGAAAUCUGCGUGUAAA